GCACGAGCAGUACGAGCUUUUGAGAAGCAGUAUGCAACAACUAAGCUACCACUAACACAAGCGUCUCUGUCACACGCACAGACACCGGCAUUCUACUACUACUCCUUAAGUAGAUAUAGAGAGAGAAAAAAAAUGUCGCCGCACCCUGGAUCUCGUUGUCCUCUUGCCCGCAGAACAACCACCUCAAGAACAAUACACACGCUGAUAUCAACAGUUGUCCUUCUCGUCUCCGCAGAACGUUUCCAAGGUUCUGUCCAAGUCAAAACAGAAGAGCCAGUCGUAGUUUCGAAAUUCGUCUACGAUUACAACCCCGAUUGCUUUCCGCCUAAAACCUGCACCUAUGAGCAAUUUCCCGGAGAUUUGUUUUUGGAAUAUACUGUCAGGAAAAGCACGCAACAAGUGGACGCAUCUUCAUCUUCUGCAGGAAUAACUUCUAGUACUGGAGAGACGCAACAAUUAAGGCUACUGCUCAAGCAUCAUCAGCAUCAUACAUCCUUGGCCUCUUCUAUUUUCAAGGGGAAAGGAACAAGAAGCCAAGUGGAGCAUAGAAUACAGUGAGGGCAUGUCCUUACUGGCACGAGCAAAAAGGAUAGAAUUCAUGAGAUCACACGAGGCAAGAUGUAAAAAGAAGUAGUGUAGUGUAGUGGUUCUUCUUAACCUCUGGAGUGGGUCGUGCAUUCAUUCACUCACUCUCAGGGAUCGAUAUGACCACGAUAGCUCUAAAACAAGCAUCUUCAUCUUCCUCCGCCACUGCUUUGCACAAUUAUGCUGGGCACUUGCAGAAAAGCGAGCCCGUUCAAUUCUAUUUUGGGCUUCUUGACGAUGAAAUCGCCCAGUUCCCACGCCUGUACCCAGACGACGCAUUGACCUACUUCUUGGGUCAACCAAGAGAGAGCGAGUUCAAGACGUGUGAUGACAUUUUCAAUCGCGCAGCGGGAAACUGGGUUCGGCUGGAGCAGGGCACGAGUGAGUUGGUGAAAAUGACGGAAGAUUUGAGUCCUUAUAUGCCAAAUAAUGUGGGACGACCUAAGCAGACAGCAAGUACGAAGUUCGCUUUUGCAAGUACGAAGUUCGCUGGCACCAACGUACCUGCCUCAACCGGUAGAUAUUCCGCUAACCUCUUUGGUGGAAACAGUGGUUCCUCCAGCAAUGUUGCUCAAAUUCAAAAUCAGAACAAGCAGUCCUCUUCAAGCGGUCAGUGCACUGCAACGUGGUCGCCUGCGUUUGUGAACCAGUAUUUGAGUGGCUGUGUGAGCGGAAACAACUGCGAAAACUACGCUACGUUGGAAGAAGCCAAGCGAGCAUGUACAGCGAAAGGCCCGUCAUGUGGCGGUGUCGUAGGAAGGCCGUGCGAAGACGCAGGACAAAGGUGUGGAUCUUCAAGUGGGACGGGGACACCUAACAAUGUAUGGCAUUAGUUUUCUCUCGCUGCUCCUUCCACGAUGAACAUUAUCAUUAGUCUCCAUCAUGGUAACUUCCUCGAAGAAUCUGUUGAAUCCUGACGAUGACCUUCCUCAUUUCAACUUCUAGAUGUAAUCACGACCUCCACCUCUUUCCCCAUUUCAACUUGUAAACGGAUGUAACUCGUUCAACGUACCGGUCAACCACUGGGAAAUCCGGUCAGGAUGGAAACCAACGAAGCCUGAGGAACACGACAAAGAAGCAUUGCCAACAUUGGAAGCGAGCUACGUGAAGCAGACGGAAUCUAAUGGUACGCCGUGUGGAAUUUAUUGCAUGUAUGCUACAGAGCUCUGAUUAGUUAUUUCAGCAGACCAAUGAAAUCAAAUUUGAAUUUGACGAACAAGAACCUCAUGAACUUUCGAAACUACAGUAGUACUCGAUGUCAUGGUCAUCAGCGCAUCACAUCGUCUCUACCAGGUGCCGUAACCUUCUCCGUUGGGCUCGGAUGCUCGUUUUUGCCUGGGUGCGUGUCGGGUGAUGACUGUCGCAAAUACCCCAGCUACGAGGAAGCUAGACGGGCGUGCGUCAACGCUGGAGGCGCUUGUGGCGGCGUAGUGUCAAGACCAUUUAUGAAGCCAACGUCUAAAAUAAAUUAUCAGCUGCAAUCAGGUAAGCGUCAAAAGGUACCUCCAGAACAGGUAAAUAUAUGAAAAAUGAAUGAGGUACUACGACAACAAGAAGAUGAAGCAGAAGUGCUUCGUGUGAAAAUGUAAAUGGCAACGGCCAAUUAUAGUAGGGAUGUCCUACUUGUCUAAACCCAGUCCCGGUUCCACCGAGUCUUGUGCGGACGAGCAAGUUCGGAAAGCAUCACUGGGUGCGAGCACUGCAGUAGCACACCCCGAAACCAUCCACCAUUGGGAGAUACGAGCUGGCCAUGAGCCGAAAGGAUGGACUCAGGAACUCAGCUACUUGAAAAUCAUGAGUCCAGAUUGUUAUGAUAGUGCUGCUGGUACUUUGUAGUCUUUGUUUACUUUGUAUUAUACUUUGACCUUGUAGUCAUUAUACUUUGUAUACUUUAUUCUUGUAGACGUAAUAUAUUAUCAAAAAUAUCCUCUUUGUAGUCUUUGUUUGAUAAUGCAUCAAUAGCUUCAGCUCCUGCUACGGUUCGUUACUGAUGAUCCAACCAUUCAAAUGUCCCGAUGGAUGUCACAAGACUCAGAGCAGUACUCUACCCAACUAACAUCAGGUCCUCCACCCUCGUCUCUGCUCCAAGUCAGUGCGGUCGAAACAGAAGCAAACGUUCCUCAAGGCCAAGGAGAUGGAGUCGGUGUAGUUGACACUAGCAUGAUUUCCAUGACAGAGGCAGCUUCUACAUCAGGAGCCGUAAUAGCAGACUCAGAUCUGCCAGGAAGUGCACCAAGGCGGGCCCUCUUAGGUGCCGAAACAGAUGAGGACGCCACAUGGAUGGAGACCCAGUUAGAUAGUCAAAAAGACCUGCCAGUAGUAGCGAAUGGGAUGCAUCUUAUGAAACAAGUUGUAGAAGGGAACUGUUUUUUAAAUAUAUAACUUGUUCGUAGAUGAAGAUGUAGAUGAAUUAGGACUAUCUACCCCCACGCCCCCCUUAGAAGCGAACUUCUCUAACCCAAGCCAGCAGAUUCUCCAGAAGUGUCGUCGACGUGUAUGGCACUUCCUGUUUCUCGCGUGUUCAGACGGAACAACAACCCCAGCUGCUUUCUAUCAGUUUGACUACAACAUCCGAGCACGCAACGUAUUGAAUGGAUGGGAAAACGAGCUUGGAGCAGACGUCAACGGCAUCCUCCCCACGCUGGUGAUACAGGCAUUUGCGUUAGCGUUGCUGGUGUGGAACUACUCGCGAUUAGGAGUAGUUGGUGGUGGUGGAAAGAAUCAAUCCUCUGGAGCCUCAACUUACCAUGCAAUGAAAAUUUCCCUAGACACCGCUUUCCGAGCUCGCUUUGGCGGUGUCUUGCUCGGAGAAACUGCACUCACGGACGCGCCUCGACUAGCAGCUAACUUCGGCUUACUAGCAGUUUUUCUACGGAUAUUCGACCACAUGUCAUUCGCUUCGACCGGUGAGAAGCGCAUAGUAGCCCUUACUUGCGCCAGAGUCAUAGAAGUAUGCACAGCAGGAUGCUUGAGUCUAGUUUUCCUCUACUUCGCUAGUGAAAGUCCCUCAGAUAUGCGACGAGUGGCACAAAGAUUUGUAAGACAAGAAAGGGCACUGAGUGGAGGCGUAAGGGACAAUGGCCAUGGUAGUGGACGAGGAGGCGCGCACCAUCUUUACGAGGACUCCGAUAGAGGUGCAUACAACAAUCCAUCGACACCAAUCCAACAUGACAUCAAAGCAAGGCACGCAGCAACACACGGAAACGCGUCCUUGGACCAGGCAAGCCCAGCACUGUUAUGACACGAAAAAGUGUACUCAUACUCAAGAAAAGAGGCUUCUUCCUACUUAGAAAGUGCCUACUUUCUUGAGGAUGAGUGCACUUUUUCGCUUCAUAACUGUAUGGAGUAGAUCAUGUUGGAGUCUCAACAAGUUCUUCAAGAGUGGAUACAGAUCUCAUGAAUGGAGGCGGUGGAACUACUGCCUCGUCGUCUACUUCGAGAAAGCAUACAAUAGCAUCCCAAGUCGCCUUCCAGGGGCGAGAGCAUUUUUUGAUGCGAGAUUUGUCUUUGGCCUUCACCGUUCUCUCCGUCGCUUUAGAGGAGUGGGCCGAAUGGCGACAUUUGAACACUUUGACGACCGUAUGAAGCGAAAAAGUGUACUCAUCCUCAAGAAAGUAGGCACCUUCUAAGUAGGCUUUCUCAUCCUCAAGAAAGUAGGCACCCCUUUUCCUACUUAGAAAGUGCCUAGUAGGAAAAAGCCUCUACUUUCCUCGAGUACUAUGAGUACACUUUUUCCUGUUAUAGACCGUGUUCAAGUACGACACUGCCCCUGGACGCGUGAUAGUCAUGCUGGACGCUGGGAUGCUGGCUUUAGCCUUCUUCUUCGUAGCGAAAAACCUCUAUUGUAGAGGUGACCCGCGCUAUCGAUCCAGGUUGUUCUUCAUGCACUACGCCCCACUGAUUUUGCUGUGGUUUUGCGCUGUGCCGGUUUUGGCAGCUGUGGCGCAUGUUGUGGAUCCGUGGGUGAGAAAGCGCGUGGCAACGACAGUUCAUUGCGUCACUUUUACCUAUGGGGUCUACUUGGCAACGGCUUUGCUGCAUCCGGAAGUGUUGCUCUCUUCAUUGAGCAUUCAGUCGCUGUUAUGGACCGAAUAUAUCCUUCAAAGAGUGAAAGAACUAAUCCUAGUGAAAGGACUGCAUUCAAGAGUACUUAUUUCCUUCUCCUCUAAUCCCCGCCUCCAGCCUCCUCUCUUCCGCGACAGCAUCCUCAAGAACCGAGAAUCUCAAAUACCAGCCGUUAGGCACGACGUCCACAUCGACCUAUGCCUCAGUCGCACUACAGCACCAGAAGAUCGGGAUUUACCGAUAUCUGUACUUGAGUAGCAGUGACCUAAGGAGAGACUCAGGUGUGGAGUCGCCAUCGGAGGAUAGUGACGACUCUCUGGGAGGCGAGAUGGCGCAAUUGGUGGACAGCGAUGUAGUGAUGUUUAAACCACAUGGGGAAGAUGUGGAGUUUAUUUUGUAGAGGAAAAUGAAGAUGAAAAAACUACAACAUCAACUACUUGUUCUCCACAUGCAGUUGCUCUCGCGGAAAGAGCUCGACCUCGACCUUGUGUCUGUAAUAGAGACCUACCCGAGCAGCAGUGCAAGUUAGUAUCACUCAAAAUUCUUGUUCUUUCUGUCUUUCCUAAACAAAGAAACCUGGACGAAACACUGUCUUCUUGCUUUUGGGAUAUCGGCGUGCCAUCCGUAGCAGUUAGUCUUACCUUCAUUGCUAACAAGAAUAAAUUACAAAUUACUGUCUCAGUCUCUGUCUGAAAAUAUAAAAGUUCGAAGUAGGAUGCGAGCACAUGCUUUCACGGUGCCUCGCACGGUCGUCCGUUGCAGGAAUUAUUUUCCUUCAGAUGAUGAGAU
Molecule: messenger RNA, 5439 nt
Organism: Amoebophrya sp. A25
Lineage: Eukaryota; Dinophyceae; Syndiniales; Amoebophryaceae
Source: the annotation of a GenBank genome assembly